Messenger RNA from Stylophora pistillata, 1558 nucleotides. Its product is annotated as KICSTOR complex protein ITFG2-like. Lineage: Eukaryota; Metazoa; Cnidaria; Anthozoa; Scleractinia; Pocilloporidae. Gene Ontology annotation, cellular component: KICSTOR complex. Gene Ontology annotation, molecular function: protein binding. Gene Ontology annotation, biological process: regulation of TOR signaling. The record is from RefSeq and is a predicted model, not a curated record.
ACUGUUUUCGACCGUAGUAAUUUAUCGUAAACAUGGCGGUCGAAUGAAAGGUAUUCGUUACAACUCAUGAAUACAUGCAAGAGAUCUGUCUCGUUCGUCGAGAAUUUACAGCUCGAAAUUUCCGACAAUUUGAACAACGAAGCUUUGGUGCUAGCCGAUGUCGACAAUGAUGGUGAUAGUGAACUCGUAGUCGGACAAAUCAAUGGCGAAUUGUUGAUUUUCAAAGGAAGUUCUGUGAAACCUUACAGAUCAUGCCGUAAUCUGGGUAUGAUAACUUGUGUUGGAGUCGGAGAUUUGUGGAAUCGACGUGAAAACUACCUCUUCUGUAUAACAGUGGAAGGAUGGUGUCAUAUAUUCUUUAUCACUCCUGAGACAACCCAAGAGACUUUUAAACCAAUUUGUACCCUGCUCCUUCCUUCAAAUUGCAAAAUCAUUUUGUUGGCAGAUGUGGAAGGAGAUGGAAUGCUAGAACUUGUUACAGGUCAUGCAGAUAGAGCAGUGUAUAUCCAGAAACUGCAUGUUGUGAAAGAGGGUCAGGAACAAAGUGUUGUCCAUCAGCCAAGCACAGGUUUUGAUUCAUGAAUGAAUAUUAAUCACAAACAGACUGUUUCUUUCAAAGUUGAGGAAGUCCAUCACUGGACGAUUCCAAGACAGAUUGGUUCCCUUGUGGUCUUUGAUGUGGAGAGAACUAGAUAUCUUUUGGCCUCAUAUCCUGGAGGUUCUUAUGUCAUUUUGAAUUCAAGGAAUCUGAGCCAUCUGGAGAAAGAUGGUGAUGAGGUAUCAAGCUCCUCUUGCAAGUCCACUUUGAGACAAUUACCGCAUGUCUGGGGAAGAAGCAAAGACAUUCCUAUAAAUUUACUUACUCUUAAGUGUUGUGAUCCCAAUGCACCAGCUUCCUGUUCAGAGAAACACUUAGUGCUGUGUACACAAGAUGGUCAUGUGACUCUCCUACAUGGAAGUAAGCACCAGUGGUCCCUCCGUAUUGAUCAAGGCUUCUACAAUCUCUUUGCUCUGUCUAAGCUUGACAUUACAGGUGAUGGCAAUGAUGAAAUAGCUUUAUGCUCAUGGGAGGGGAACACUCACAUCAUUGAUCGUCUCAAGAAUGUGGUACAGUUCAGUUUUGGUGAAAAUGUAAUGGGUUUCUGCGCAGGGAGUUACGCUUUUUCACCAGGAAAGAACCUUCCUGCAUUGGUUUAUGCAACAUCAUCCAAUCGAGUGAUCAUUUAUUGGAAUGCACGGCAGUCCUCAAUGGUUCCCACUAAUCUUAGCCCUUUGACUCCUGGAUGAUUGCAUUAGAGAUGAUGAAACACAAGCUUUCAAUGAAGAGAGAUUUUAAUUGUGUGUAGUCUCGAUAGAAGUAGAAACAAGUGUGUUCUUUUCUAAGAAUAUCUGAUUAUGAUGACGUAAACAAAACUGUCAAUCAAAGCGUUAAAGAAAGGUACAGAACGCGUGACAACACCGUGACUUAAUAAAUGGCGCUUCCAACUCCCAAGAUCUGAUUGUUAAUUCUCCUCUCUAGCUAUUACACAUUUCCUUGUAAUUAGUGAUGAGAAUUUGG